Molecule: messenger RNA, 358 nt
Organism: Spodoptera littoralis (African cotton leafworm)
Lineage: Eukaryota; Metazoa; Arthropoda; Insecta; Lepidoptera; Noctuidae
Source: the annotation of a GenBank genome assembly
UAGUUUAUACUCCAACUGUUGGAUUAGCGUGUCAAAGAUUCGGUCUAGUUUACAGGAGACCACGAGGACUCUUCAUCACAAUACAUGACAAAGGAAGAAUUCAUAAAAUUCUUAGGAAUUGGCCAGAAAAAAACGUACGCGCAAUCUGUGUUACUGAUGGUGAGAGAAUAUUGGGUCUGGGUGACCUUGGUGCUUACGGCAUGGGUAUACCGGUGGGCAAACUGUGCUUGUAUACUGCGCUAGCUGGGGUCCCGCCUGCGCACUGUUUACCUAUAACUUUGGAUGUAGGCACUAAUAACCCGCUGCUUCUAGAAGACCCUUUGUACAUAGGUUUACGAAGGAAACGAGUUACCGGUAA